This is a messenger RNA of Racocetra persica, 127 nucleotides long. The record is from the annotation of a GenBank genome assembly. NCBI's taxonomy places the organism in Eukaryota, Fungi, Glomeromycota, Glomeromycetes, Diversisporales, Gigasporaceae.
AUGGGAUUAAGUCACUCUUCAACUUAUCAUUCUUCUCAUAUUAGGAGUGUGACGGAAUCUGGUCCGGUUAUUGCUGAACCACAUUCAGAAAUAUACCCGCGUUUGCCAAUUGAAGAUUUCAUUGGCU